Molecule: messenger RNA, 1062 nt
Organism: Torulaspora globosa
Lineage: Eukaryota; Fungi; Ascomycota; Saccharomycetes; Saccharomycetales; Saccharomycetaceae
Gene: CIA1
Product: iron-sulfur cluster assembly protein CIA1
Exons: 1
Coding region: 1-1062 (353 amino acids)
Biological process (GO): iron-sulfur cluster assembly
Cellular component (GO): cytosolic [4Fe-4S] assembly targeting complex
Molecular function (GO): protein binding
Source: RefSeq, a predicted model, not a curated record
AUGCAAUUGUUCAUCCAUCGGCAAAAGACAAAGGACUACAGCGAUAAAAGGUUUCCAGACGCCAUGAUUGAACUUGUCGAGUCCUUGGCACUUCAUAAGGAUAAGGUUUGGAGUUUGGAUGACUCAAAUGGGUUGCUUGCGACAGGAUCUACCGAUCGAUGCAUCAAGAUAGUCAACCUGAAAUCUUCGAGACAGGUGAUAGAUGAGCUGGAUGAUACUGUGCAUAAAAAGACCAUUAGAUCUGUGGCAUGGAGGCCAGCAUCCUGUCUCCUCGCUGCCGGCUCUUUCGAUUCUACGAUCUCCAUCUGGGGCAAGGAUGACUCUUCCAAUGAUUACACAUCCACGAUGGCAGACUUUGAAAUGGAACUUCUUGCGAUAAUCGAGGGACAUGAGAAUGAGGUGAAGAGUGUGGCAUGGUCUUACGAUGGAACGUACCUGGCAUCAUGCUCUAGGGAUAAAAGUGUCUGGAUAUGGGAGACAGACGAGAUGGGUGAGGAAUACGAAUGUAUCAGCGUUCUGCAGGAGCAUUCUCAAGACGUUAAGCACGUAGUCUGGCACCCCAGUUUGCAUUUGCUUGCCUCCAGCUCUUAUGAUGAUACGAUCAGGAUAUGGAAGGAAUUUGACGAUGACUGGGAAGCGGCAGCUAUCCUCAACGGCCACGAAGGGACUGUCUGGUGCUCAGAUUUUGAGAAAUCAGAGUCUAGCAUAAGACUGUGUAGUGGUAGCGAUGACAGGACAGUACGAAUCUGGAAGUUCGCUGGCGACAGCGAAGAUGAUGAGCAGGAAUGGACUUGCGAGGCGACUUUGCCGCAAGUUCAUACAAGAGCCGUCUACAGCGUAGCAUGGGGUCCCAAUGGGUUGAUUGCCAGCACAGGUUCUGAUGGUACUUUGGCCGUCUAUCAAGAAGUCAACGGAGUAUGGAACGUCGUUGCCAAGACAAAGCAGUGUCAUGGUACACACGAGGUGAACGUUGUCAAAUGGACAACCGUUGACGGUGUCACAAUGCUUAUCACCGGUGGCGAUGACGGCCACGUAAACAUUUGGAAGUAUACUAACCUUUAG